Molecule: messenger RNA, 309 nt
Organism: Mesorhabditis spiculigera
Lineage: Eukaryota; Metazoa; Nematoda; Chromadorea; Rhabditida; Rhabditidae
Source: the annotation of a GenBank genome assembly
AUGUAUCUCCGAUUGUCCGUCUUUGCCAUCAUCUUCAGCAUCGUCCUCGCCCAGGACAGCGGCUGUUACAUUAACGAUUCAGGCUUUACCUGCUGCGACAAGGGCCUUGAGAGCGCCAUGAUGGGAGCUAUGGGAGGAGAUGAUCUCCUCGGUGCGGCUGAUGGAAUCCAAAAAUCUGCUGAAGGCUCGCUAGGUGGAAAGUUCGAGACCGUGGUCGCUUUGGACGAUUUUGCCUACAAGUCGCACUUCAAGGAGGGCAAGACCUGCAAGGUCGAGAAGAACGGUCAAUACGCUCUCGCCUGGCAGCCA